GCAAUAUAUAUCAGGGUUUGAGGACAACUUAUCUACGCCUCUCUCUCAGUGCGCUAACAAGCGUAAGGUCACUGAGAGCCUCGCAUAGCACGCCGAAUCAGUCUCUUCGUCUCUCUCUCUGUCUCUCUCUUUAUUCCCUAAUUUCACGAUUGUUUCUCUGUGAUUUAUAUAGUUACAUACACAUAUAUUGUUUUUCUGUAUCUGUACACUUCUCUUCAUCUGUUUACGCUUUUGAUUGGAUCCACUUUUUGUGAGAACCUGUAGAUUCUUGUAAGUGGUGGUUGUAUUCGACUAUUGCUAUAGCUCUGUCUGUCUUCUGUAUUUACUUUUUUGUUUUGCCGAUUGAUUGUGUGUGUGUGUUUUUGUAAGUCAUCUAAAUAUGUGAUAGGUUUUGUGAUCGUGUCCUGAUGAAUAUAGGUACCACAUGUUAGUGUUAGAUCUAUUAAAUUGUAUACAGGUUAAGGUUUUGUUUUCGAGCUUUUAAUGCUUCUCGAUCUAGUAGCUCCCAUGGAAUAUAAUUUUACUUAUUUCAUUGAGUAGGCAUAGAUUUGGAUUUCUUUGCAUUCAAUUCCUUCAGCUAUCUUUUUUUGUAAGAUGAUUUGUUUGCUUUGUUUUCGUGCUAAUCAAAAUCACUGAAUCAAAUUUUUAGUAAUUUGUGUUCCUCUACCUUUGAUUCUUGAAGUAAAUCAUGUUUAUAACAUUUUGAUUUGUUUUUCUUAAUAAAAACCAGUUUUGUGCUUUGGUGAAUUAUACUGUUUACGUAUUUGCGUGGCUAUGCCUUUACUUUAUCUUUGAAAUAUAGACUUCUAGUGGUACGUCCCGGGAUAAUAAUUCGUGUCUCUUUUUUAUUGUUUAAUUUAUCAUUUUUUCCUUUCAUGAUAAAAAAAAAUAGGUGAUAAAAAUAAAUUUUUUGAAUAAAUUUGAAAAAAAUAGGGGCUGGUUAUUGGAGGACUUCAGAGGUGUUACAAAUGAUGCAUUGUAGCGUUUUAUUGGAGGGAGCCUUAGGUUUUGAAUUAAAAAAUUCUAAAUUCUAGAAAAUUAGAAAAUCAAGCCUUCUUCCUUCUAAUUUGUUUGUUUUAUAUAUAUAGAUAGAUCUCUUGAGUAUGUUUUCCUCGCUAUUACAGUCUUGUUGAAGAGGAAAUAUUUUCUUUCCUCAAGUGCUGUGAUUUCAGAUCUGUAUCUCUUUUGGUUGACUUACUAUUUGAAUUUUAGAUUUUUCAUUAAUUUUCCAAAAGGACCAUGUUAGUUGUACUUGGAUAUUUAUCAUUCACAGUUUUUCUUAUAUUGAAAAUAAGUUUAGUAAUAUACCUGUUAGAUGUUAUUUGUUACUUCAAUUUGCAAUAAUGUGUUGAUGUCUUUCUAUGUCUCUAAUAUCAAGGGUUUUUGGUUGCAGUUACAAUUACUGAGAAGUAUUUUAUUCUUUUAAGUGUGGUGAUUUACCAAUAUUUUUUGUGGAUAAACAUGUGAUGUACAAAUAACAUAUCUGUCUGGCAUAGGCAAAAUGGCUUUGAAGUGUUGUAUUAUGUUGAUAUUUUUCUGUAUGAGGUCCUUUUCCUUGUUGAUUUAUCUACAGUAGGAUUGCUGUUUGCACGAAUCUUUGUGAGAGUAUGUUUAUGCUGGAUACUGUUCUAUAUUCCUUGAGGUUCUUAUUAUCAGUUUGCUAAGCUUGUUUACUAAAGUCAUGCUGAUUGUGUUUUCUUGUGUUUUGUGGCAGGCAUUGUUUGAGGAACAUUUCCUAUUUAUACUCUUCUCUUUGUAACUUUUAAAAUUAGUCAAAAUGGUGAAGUUCACAGCUGAUGAGCUUCGUAGGAUUAUGGACUACAAGCAUAACAUUCGUAAUAUGUCUGUUAUUGCUCAUGUUGAUCAUGGGAAGUCCACUCUUACUGAUUCUCUUGUGGCUGCUGCUGGUAUCAUCGCGCAAGAAGUUGCUGGUGAUGUACGAAUGACUGAUACCCGUGCAGAUGAAGCUGAACGGGGUAUCACUAUUAAGUCCACUGGUAUCUCACUGUACUAUGAGAUGACUGAUGCAUCUCUAAAGAGCUAUAAGGGAGAGCGACAAGGAAAUGAGUAUCUUAUCAAUCUCAUUGAUUCACCUGGGCACGUUGACUUCUCAUCCGAGGUGACAGCUGCUCUUCGUAUCACUGAUGGUGCACUUGUUGUUGUUGAUUGUGUUGAGGGUGUUUGUGUCCAAACCGAAACUGUCCUUCGACAAGCCCUUGGAGAAAGGAUCCGACCUGUCCUGACCGUAAACAAGAUGGACAGGUGCUUCCUUGAACUCCAGGUUGAUGGAGAGGAGGCAUAUCAGACAUUCUCCAGAGUUAUUGAGAAUGCAAAUGUCAUUAUGGCCACAUAUGAGGAUCCACUUCUUGGUGAUGUUCAGGUGUACCCUGAGAAAGGGACAGUUGCCUUCUCUGCUGGGCUUCACGGUUGGGCCUUUACUUUAACCAACUUUGCCAAGAUGUAUGCCUCUAAAUUUGGAGUUGAUGAGUCUAAGAUGAUGGAAAGGCUCUGGGGCGAGAAUUUCUUUGACCCUGCCACCAAGAAGUGGACCACCAAGAACACGGGCUCCGCUACUUGCAAGCGUGGAUUUGUCCAGUUUUGUUAUGAGCCCAUCAAGCAGAUCAUCAACACUUGUAUGAACGAUCAAAAAGAUAAGCUGUGGCCCAUGCUGCAAAAGCUUGGUGUUACCAUGAAGUCUGAUGAGAAGGAUUUGAUGGGGAAAGCAUUGAUGAAGCGUGUUAUGCAGACCUGGCUUCCUGCUAGUACUGCCCUCCUGGAAAUGAUGAUCUUCCAUCUCCCGUCGCCGGCUACGGCUCAAAAAUACCGUGUUGAGAACCUAUACGAGGGCCCACUUGAUGAUCUUUAUGCUAAUGCUAUCAGAAACUGUGAUCCUGAGGGGCCUCUUAUGCUUUAUGUUUCCAAGAUGAUUCCAGCAUCGGAUAAGGGUAGGUUCUUUGCCUUCGGUCGUGUGUUUUCUGGGAAGGUAUCGACUGGUUUGAAAGUGAGAAUCAUGGGACCUAACUAUGUCCCUGGGGAGAAAAAGGACUUGUAUGUUAAGAGUGUUCAGAGAACCGUUAUUUGGAUGGGAAAGAGGCAGGAAACCGUUGAGGAUGUACCAUGUGGGAACACAGUUGCCUUGGUUGGUUUAGAUCAAUACAUCACUAAAAAUGCUACCCUGACAAAUGAAAAGGAAGCUGAUGCUCAUCCGAUCCGAGCAAUGAAGUUCUCUGUCUCGCCUGUUGUGCGUGUUGCAGUUCAGUGCAAGGUGGCAUCUGAUCUUCCCAAGCUUGUUGAAGGUCUUAAACGGUUGGCCAAGUCUGAUCCUAUGGUUGUGUGUACCAUUGAGGAGUCUGGGGAGCAUAUCAUUGCUGGUGCUGGAGAACUGCACCUUGAGAUCUGUUUGAAAGACUUGCAGGAUGAUUUCAUGGGUGGAGCUGAAAUCAUAAAAUCUGAUCCUGUUGUGUCCUUCCGUGAGACAGUUCUUGAGAAGUCGAUCCGUACUGUAAUGAGCAAAUCUCCUAACAAGCACAACCGUCUUUACAUGGAAGCUAGACCUCUGGAGGAAGGGCUGGCGGAAGCCAUUGAUGAUGGGCGCAUUGGUCCAAGAGACGAUCCCAAGGUCCGUUCUAAAAUCUUGUCUGAGGAGUUUGGUUGGGACAAAGAUCUUGCAAAGAAAAUUUGGUGCUUUGGACCCGAGACCACUGGUCCUAACAUGGUGGUUGAUAUGUGUAAGGGAGUUCAGUAUUUGAAUGAAAUUAAGGAUUCUGUUGUUGCUGGUUUCCAGUGGGCUUCAAAGGAAGGUGCAUUGGCUGAGGAAAACAUGAGGGGUAUAUGCUUUGAAGUUUGUGAUGUUGUUCUUCAUUCUGAUGCAAUUCACAGAGGUGGUGGACAGGUCAUUCCAACAGCUAGGAGGGUUAUUUAUGCUUCCCAGCUGACAGCCAAGCCCCGACUCCUGGAGCCUGUGUACCUGGUGGAGAUCCAGGCUCCAGAGCAAGCUCUUGGUGGAAUCUACAGUGUUCUGAACCAGAAACGUGGGCACGUGUUUGAGGAGAUGCAGAGGCCGGGUACCCCUCUAUACAACAUCAAGGCAUACCUUCCUGUUGUUGAAUCAUUCGGGUUUUCAGGCACCUUGAGAGCUGCUACGUCAGGGCAAGCUUUCCCCCAGUGUGUGUUUGAUCACUGGGAUAUGAUGUCAUCUGAUCCAUUGGAACAGGGAUCACAGGCGGCAACUCUUGUUUCUGAAAUCCGCAAGCGGAAAGGUUUGAAAGAGCAGAUGACGCCACUUUCCGAGUUCGAGGACAAGCUGUAAGUCAUCUGCCAGGGGUUCGACUUUGCGAGAGACAGAUGAUACCUAUGUUAACGCUGGGCACAAAAUUUUUGCCUCAAAUAUUUCGUUUUUCUUUUUCAGUUUUUCGAUUUGCCCGUGGGGGGUAGUACUUUAGUUAUAAGUGAAGUUGUCUUCUAGAAUGCUCCGCUUGUUCGAUGUUAUUUACAAGUACGAGAUGUUCUAUUUAUUUUUCAUUACAUGUUUUGGUAUUUGGACUAUUCCAACAUUUAUUAGCGAGUGUCAGUGCUAUUAACGUUCCUUUUCAUAGUAGGUAAUUUUGCCCCUGAUGCUGUGAUGUUGAGAAUAAUUGAUGGAUGAGGUUAUGAGUCUCGGUUGUGCGUGCGGUGUAUGAUGCUUCUUCACUAGAUGCUUCUGUUUUGAUACCUGAAUGAAUUCCUGUGUUCAUGAUCUGCACUGUGCUCACCGAGCUUAAUGGCAUUUUUUUUUAUUGAUUUUUUCC
This is a messenger RNA of Ilex paraguariensis (yerba mate), 4787 nucleotides long. The record is from the annotation of a GenBank genome assembly. Lineage: Eukaryota; Viridiplantae; Streptophyta; Magnoliopsida; Aquifoliales; Aquifoliaceae.